Phanerochaete carnosa HHB-10118-sp is the source of this 1156-nucleotide messenger RNA. RefSeq lists its product as uncharacterized. Gene Ontology annotation, molecular function: oxidoreductase activity, acting on the CH-OH group of donors, NAD or NADP as acceptor. The coding region runs from base 53 to 1087 and encodes 344 amino acids. The transcript has 4 exons. The record is from RefSeq and is a predicted model, not a curated record. NCBI's taxonomy places the organism in Eukaryota, Fungi, Basidiomycota, Agaricomycetes, Polyporales, Phanerochaetaceae.
CUCUUUCAAUUCAUUCCCACCAGCACAUCACUAGUCUCCUGACCAAAUCAUAAUGCCAGCUGUCAACAAGGGCAAAGUUCUCGUCUCUGGUUGCAAUGGCUUCAUUGCCGUCUGGGUCGUCAAGCACUUACUCGAGGAAGGCUUCUCCGUCCGCGGCACUGUACGCAGAGAGUCUUCCAUCCCUCACCUAAAGGACCUCUUCUCGAGCUAUGGCGAUAAGUUCGAGGUUGUCAUUGUUCCUGACAUUACGAAGGAGGGUGCCUUCGACGAGGCCGUCAAGGGCGUUGACGCCAUCGAGCACACCGCGUCGCCCUUCCACAUGCACGCCGACGAUCCUCAGGAGAUCAUCGGCCCCGCCGUGGCGGGCACCGUUGGCAUGCUGCGGUCGGCACUGGAGCACGCUAACGGCACCGUAAAGCGCGUCGUCGUCACUUCCUCUUGCUCCGCCGUCCUUACCGUCGACCCCAACCACGAGCGGUGGUACAACGAGAAGAACUGGAACGAGCAGUCCAUCUGCGAGGUCGAGGCUAAGGGGCGCAACGCCAGCAACGUCGACAAGUAUCAUGCUUCCAAAUCCCUAGCGGAACGCGCGGCGUGGAAGUUCGUGGAGGAGAACAGGGGCGCGGUCAAUUUCGAUCUCGUCACCAUGAACCCGCCCUAUGUCUACGGCCCGUUCUUACAGGAGGUCAAGCGUCCGGAAGACCUCAACACCUCUAUCCUCGAGUUCUACGGCUCAGUCGUGAAGGGCACUAAGACGAAGGAGCAGCUCACUAACUUCAGCACUGGUUGGGUUGAUGUCCGAAACGUCAGUGAAGCACAUGUCCUUGCCCUUCAGAAGCCCGAGGCUGGAGGCGAGCGCAUCAUUGUGUCCUGCUCUGAGUGGGUCUGGCAAGACUUUGUUUCCGCCGCACACAAGUUUGAUCCAUCCUUACCUGCGGGCGACACAUCCUACGACCCGCGUAAGGCGCCCUACACGACGCACUUCGACAAUGCUAAGAGCAAACGCAUUCUCGGCAUCGAGUAUCACUCGAUCGAAGAGUGCACCCGUGACUUGCUUGGGCAGUUCAAACGGCUGGGUUGGUACUAGAGCUAACAGUGACUGUCAAUAUAAGAUUGGUAUAUGAAUGUGCUACUAUAAUUCAUAGUCCUUAGUUGC